Molecule: messenger RNA, 303 nt
Organism: Clunio marinus
Lineage: Eukaryota; Metazoa; Arthropoda; Insecta; Diptera; Chironomidae
Source: the annotation of a GenBank genome assembly
AUGGAAAAGCAGUUUAAUGAUAUUUAUAUAUAUAACAAUUUAUGUACCAUUACUACAUAUUUGGCUACAAUGCCAUCUCUGUAUACUCAAGGGAGUCUUUCUCCUUGCUUGCCCCUUACCAUUUCGUUCAUUCGCAUCAUGCCACUAAAACAUAACGAGCAAAUUCAUCAAGAUGGCAGUACUUCUGUCAUCAUAAUAGUUGAAAGAGGAAACUUUAGUGGGAAAGUUCUCAGAUCUUUACAGCAACUUAGACAAUUGAGUCAUGUAGUUAAAAAUGACGCGAACAGCAAGCAGCAACAAUGA